Messenger RNA from Porites evermanni, 18070 nucleotides. The record is from the annotation of a GenBank genome assembly. Lineage: Eukaryota; Metazoa; Cnidaria; Anthozoa; Scleractinia; Poritidae.
AUGGCAAGUAAACUUCAAAGAAAGCCUCCAUUUCUACCCCAGUCCAGCAAAUGGCCUUGGAAGACAAGAUCAUGUGGCUUAAUCAAAUUCGAUCACGUAAGUCUGGGUUGGAUCGAUCUGGUGAUUGUUUGAAAAUCUUUAGUUAAUCAGUAUUUUGAUACGGUGUGUUGGCAUUGAGGGGGUGUUCAUAAAAAGCCGAUUCGAGCGUAACAAAUUCACAGCCAAAAUUCACGAUGCAUGUCACUGUCAGAGGAUCAACUCAGAGAAGAUAACCUUCAGUUUUUAUUUUAUUUUCUUUUUUAAAAAAGUCCCUUUCAAUUAAUUUUUUACUUUGCUUUGUGCGUACGAUCUCUUGCAGUGUUCUGAUAAUUAGUGAAACACUUUUAACGAGCUACAUUCCAAAGAUUGUUUACUUCGAUAACACUGACGCAAUGAAUUUUUUCUUUCUUCCGCGAUGAAACCUCGGCUUGGUUGAAGGCCACAACAAAAUGGAAAAUAUUUAACUAAAAUACGCUAAGUUACCCUUUCCAAGAUUUUACACAUCCUUGAUGAAAAUUUAAAACCAAGAACACUGCAUUUUAAAUAUUAAUUUCACAUGUUACCAGAUGCGACAGGAAACUGACAAAAACUUUACUUGAAGAUUAAGCUAUUAUCUAAUUUCAGAACUAUCAGUUCAGGAUUAAAAUGUGACUAGUAGAAAGUUCAAAGAAUAAUUAUUCUUGCUGUGGCGUAUUUUGACUUUUGCAAAAGUUUUAGAUGUUUUAUCGCACGUGUUGUCUUUGCAUCAGAGGCAAACCACGUGUUUAUACUUUAUGCUCGUGAGGCCUCAUGGGAAUGGCCUUAUCUGACAAGCCAGCGACGGCCAUGCCAAGAAUGGCCUUUCUUUUUUAGGCCUUUUGCAUCCGGUUAGUUCAACUACCAUCCUUUGUCCUAAAUAUGUUAUUAUGCAGUAUUCGGGGCCGCAAAUAAUUGCUGUGCGUGUCUUUGGGAUUAUUUUCGCGGCUGGGUUGUCUACUUCAACACAGUUUUGCAAACGCAGCAAGUCACACCCCCGAUUCGUCACACGCUUAGGAUUACGCUGUACUCGUUGUUGACUGUGGGACGUUUUUCUUGUGUUUAGAUCCGUCCAAUGAGUUUUCCAUGUGUUCUUGGUAUGAACGAAGUUGGAUGGGAAGAUGGAGCGUACCACAGCAAUGGUAUGCCUCCAAAACUUGGCGGACGCACCAGUAAUGGGGGAUCGAAGACAAACAACCAGGGCUUCGAAAUAGUAGGCACAAAGUCGAACGGGGAAGUCGCAAGUUAUCUGUUCCAGCGCCAAGGCGUCGCUACAAGCUUUUCCAAAACAGUUGCAGAAAACGAAAAAGGGAAUUUUUCGGGCCAAAGAUGGUCUUCUGUAGGUGAAGGAAUGUCGGAGCAAGUAAGUUUUAAUUCUUAGAAUCUUAGACUUGGGUUUGUCAACAUUUGAGUAGUGACUUGCUUGCAAAGCUGGAAUGAAAGUUCAGAUAAAAUCUAACUGAAGGCGUCCAGCUUUGCAACAGGAAACUGCAUUUUUUUGUUAGUUAUGAUGAAGAAGAUGGAAGCAAGCUAUUGUGCCUAAAGUUCAUUGAACGAAGAUUUAGUGCGAAUAUAUACAUAAGAGUCGAAUGGCUCUGUUGCAAAUCACGAGGAGCAUUGGAACAUUUAUUAGUCGGUUUAUGAGCGUCGUUUUAUUUACUCAAGCAGCGUCCUGUCGUAUUUUCUUGUAGAUCUCUGAAAUUGUUCGUGUCACAAUUUGAUAUUGCGGGACCAGAAAUGUUUAAAAGCUGCUUGCAAAUUGGAUAAUGAAUGCACGAAUUUUUUUGUUCAGCCGCCUAACCAGUAAAACGAAAUGCUAGUAGAGAGUUCGAGAUCGAAUGCUGGUGUAUUCACGCAGAGUAAAUGUUUUCUUAUUCAUCUUGCUUUGUUGUCGUGCUGUUGUGCCGUGCAAAGGAAAAAGCUGAUUUAAUGAAAGCAUUCCUUUGUUCCAGCUUUGAAAGUCAUCUAGUCGUGUUUUGAUACAAGGAUAAAUAAAUUAAUAUGAAUAUCUUGGCUUUAAUGAGUGCAAUAUUAGUAAGCUUGGCAUUAUAACUGAAAGUGAAUGCUGGAAAUACCCUUGGGAAUUUUUUGUUUCUGUGGCCUGCAUUUCUCAUCCACUCUUCAGCAAGUGAGGCACAUAAUUAAUAUCUAGUUAAACUGAACUUAACCUUGUAGAAUGGAAAUGUCAUUGUGAAAAUUAUGCCUUGAACUAUGGAGAUAGAAAUUCAUUUUAAAAGCUGCUAAGAAUUCAAGUACUUGGCCUUUCAAUAGCACAUCAUGUAUACAGUGUGCAAGACCACAUGUUUUAAUGUUCCUACAGUGAGGGCUUGAAUGAUUUUUUUUUGUGUGUGUGUAGUAACUUCCUUAAUGAUUUCUGCUCACUAAGUUUGAAGCCAUUUGUAAAGUAUCUUUUUGAGCAUAUCCACCUCUGAUCUCUUUACUUGGAGGCAAUUAUGGAAAUAUUAGGCUUAGCUCUAACCUUCUGAGUCUGUGACAAAAGCAUUCCUAAACAACCUUUUCCAUAAGGCUAACAUUAUGGUGUUACAUGUUAUUUUUGUUUCAUCUCUUUGCUACAUAAAAUGUGCUAUUUUUAUUAAAUUUUCAUUAAGGGCCCACUAGGGAGCUUUCAGUUUUGUAUUUGUAACUUUCAAGCACUCUUGUUGUAGGUAGUCUUAUAAAGUUUGUCUCUGUCUACAUGUGGGAAGUCUUCAUGCUAAAUGGUCCCCUAGUCAUAAAGUCUGUUGCAGAUCUCUUCGGUGAUUUGGUUUUGUUUAGAAUAAAAGACAGUGGAAACUCUCCUAACGGGCACUUUUGCAAGUGGACAGCCGUACAUAUGUCCACCUUCACAAAUCCCCAUUUUUCUCAACUCCCAUAGAAACUCUGUAUUUUUACAUUUCUGUAAAUGGCCAGCUUCAGUUACAGACACCUUUUCCGCAUCCCAAGGGUGUCCACUCACGAGAGCUUCCACCUUACUCUACUACUCUGCAUGAAUAAUAGUAAUUCAUAAGGUCACAUGUUCAGCCUUCAGUAGCCAGGAUGAAUUUUAACUUGAACAAGCUGGCUCGGUUUUCAAACUUGAACUUCUGAGUUCUUGAAAAAUUUCCCAAAAAUUGAGAUGUUGCUUAAAAACUUUCUUUUAAAUUUCCUAGUAAGAGUGAAUAUCUUUUUUAAUCAUACAUCUUGUAUGUUGUGGUUCAGUGAGCUGGCUAGUUGUAGUUAUUUUACUACUGUAACAGUAGUGUCAUGUAAAAGCUAAAAGCAAUCUAAUCAAGAACAUAGCUAUCGCAAAGAUAACAUUACUGUCCAACGUGACACCCAGUGGGUUGGCCCUCACUGGCUCUGUCGUAGUGGCUGUAAGGAGCUGAGUGUCCUCAGAGACACAUCACCCAUGAUGUCUGUUCCUUGCCAUGUCGUUGGAGAUCAAAACUGCCCCCAGUGUCUUACUUUGUGAGCACUGGUUUGGUGCGGUGCUUUGUAUAUUCCUUGUGCUUUCCAGAGUCACUAUGUGACCAUUACUGGGGAGAUAAACCAUACAGUUAACAAUUUUAUCUCGUAUGUAUGAUAAAUUUUACUUACCAUACUAGAAAAUCAAUAGGGCUAGUACAUGCUAGCUACAGCAUGACUGACUUUCUUUGCACAGUGAAUGUUUUUUCAAUGUUGCUUGUGUCAAAAAAGUUCUGGUAACUGAAAACUUUGCAUGCAGUGCAUUAUUUGAGUGUAAUUGGUAAACCUUCAAGAAUAUUUCCAUUAUUUCAUUCCAUGGGAUUGUGAAAAGCAAAAAAUGCCAACAAACUAGAGUACUGCUCAAAAGGUUCUAUUUGAGUGAUUUUAAAGGUUUGAGCUACAUGACUUAUCAUAAUCAAGUCGAAAUUAUGAGUAAAAGGACAAACUCUGCAGAUCAAAAAACUGUCUUGUAAAACAUAAUUUAAAAAGUUUGUUACUUUCAACUACUCCCGAGUAAUCAAACAUAAUUUGACGAAGCUGAACAUUUGUAAUUUCAUACAAAAUCAAGGUGCAAAGAAAGUCAGUUUUACAGCCUGUCAUUCGGGCAAGCUGUAGAUAGCAUGUACUACCCCGCAAGUCAUUUCAAUUAGCCCCAAAACCCUUUUUGAUUAGCAGGAUUGAUAACAAUCCUUCUGUAAGUUGAAUUUCCCCCAAAAAACAGCACUUGCCCAUCGGGCAAGUUAAGAACAAAAAACACUAUCCCAAUAGCAAAAUCCACUAGCCCGAAGCUAUCGGACACAACUUUCUUUGCACGCUGAAAAUGCAGGCUGACAACGGUUUUUUCCUUCUCAGGGAAAUAACAAAGAUGGAGAACUGGAUGACAAGUUCCAGAGCUUGUCUUUGAACAACAAUGAAAAGAAAGCUGACACACCAAUAGAAGAGGUAUGUUUAUGAAGGCAUCUACAAAUAGAUUGAAACAAACUCAAUUCUAAAAAUCCUAUAUAUUUUGAAAACAUGGUGUUUACUACUUCUCAAAGUACCUGUAUAAAAACAUAGUUUUUAAUGUUCCAACGUGACACCCAGUGGGUUGGCCCUCACUGGCUCUGUCUUAGUGGCUAUAAGGAGUGGAGUGUCCUUGGAGACACAUCACCCAUGAUGUCUGUUCCUUGCCAUGUCGUUGGAGAUCAAAACUGCCCCCAGUGUCUUACCUUGUGAGCACUGGUUUGGUGUGGUACUUUGUAUAUUCCUUGUGCUUCCCAGAGUCACUAUGUGACCAUUACUGGGGAGAUAAACCAUACAAUGGACAGUUUUUGUUAUAGUAAACCUCGAUAUAAUGAACCUCUGUUUGGUAUACGAAAGAUUUUGUCUCUACAGUAUCAGUAAAAUGCGAGAGUUUCUAGAGUUUAUGAAUACCAGAUUGUUGCUAUGUACAUGUUUUUGUUUUUCAGUGAAUCUCUCUUGUGAUUUGUAUACAUAGGUGUAUCUAGUAGAUAGUUCUCAGUAUUCUGCUGUUAAACUUUAAUUUGCGUGUAUCUCAUUACAGAGCAUUGUCUUAAUUUCCAUAGAUUGCUUCUACUGCUAAGAAGCUUUGGGAUGUUCAGGACUCAGGGGAAGAGAACCAGGGAGGAAUGACUACUGGGAUCUUUUUUGGGGAGCAGUGGAGAGAAACUGCGUGGGGCCCAUCAGUGCCACACAUGGCACAGUCAGAGCACGCUGUGUCUCAGCCCAUCAUGGUACAAAGGCCUGCUAAAGGAGGUAACUUUAACACUGGUUCUGAGUCGCAAAGUGUCCUUUCUCCAAGGUCAGCAGAUGGUGUUGGACUCAGUAUGGUUGAGUAUGUCUUAGCUUCUUCACCAGGUGGACAGGAACUGGAUGCACAGAUUAUUAAAGCAGGAUUUGUAAGUUUUGUUUUUGUUUCUUUUAUGAUGAUGAUGAUCAGUAUCAUAAUUUUUUUUUGCCUGCCACUACAUAAUAUAUGAAAUGUUGCUUAGUAUGGGGCCACACACACUGACUGUUUUUUUGGGGGAUACUCGGCACCGUUUGUUCUGUCCUUAAUAUAAUUAAGUGUCCAGCAUUUUUCGCAGAAUCCACCUUGGCAUCAGCAAGGUUUUUGUUGUGAUUAUUGUUAUUCUUGUUGUUGUUAUUGUUGUUGUUGUUGUUGUUGUUGUUCUUCUUCUUCUUCUUCUUCUUCUUCUUCUUCUUCUUCUUCUUAUUAUUAUUAUUAUUAUUAUUAUUAUUAUUAUUAUUAUUAUUAUUAUUAUUACUAUUAUUAAACUACCCCUUCUAUCCGUACUUUGCCACUUUGUUGCACAGGGUACAUCCCCAACUACUGAUGUUUUAUCUGAUAAGGGACCCAAAGCUAAAAAUGAAGGCAAGGGAAGCAAAGGAGGCUCGCCAUUUGAGGAGGAUACUGGUGAGGAGAUAAAGAAAGUUCUUCAAGAUGAGCAAGGACAUGAAUCUCCGAAACCUGUCCCUAAGCAAACUGUAGAAGAUGACAAGGCUGCUGCAACUUUCAGGUAAUGGUAACACCCCCCCGGUUGUUUCAGUUUGUUGUUCUUGUUUGUUGUUUUUUUUUUUCUCCAGCCCAUAGAAAAGUGAAUCAUUUUUUCAGUAUUACUGUCCAACGUGACACCCAGUGGGUUGGCCCUCACUGGCUCUGUCUUAGUGGCUGAGGAGCUGAGUGUCCUCAGAGACACAUCACCCAUGAUGUCUGUUCCUUGCCAUGUCGUUGGAGAUCAAAACUGCCCCCAGUGUCUUACUUUGUGAGCUCUGGUUUGGUGUGGUACUUUGUAUAUUCCUUGUGCUUCCCAGAGUCACUAUGUGACCAUUACUGAGGAGGUAAACCAUACAAUGAACAGUUUUUGUUAUAGUGGACCUAAAUUAAACGACCCUCUAUAUUGCAAUAGCAAAGCCAUCAGUAUAACGAGGCACUGACAUAGUUUAUUUUUCUGCGAGGAGCUCAUAGCCAUCAAAAGUACUUUUGUUGAUCACUGACAAGCUAUUGUAGAUAAAGGUUUAUAGAAAGAGUUCUAAAGUAGGGCUCAUACAGGUCAUGGAAAACCUGGAAUGUCAUGAAAUUGAAUAAUUUCAUUUUUCAGGCCUGGAAAGUAAUGGAAUUUAAUUGUCGGUCCUGGAAAUUUAUGGGAAUUUAGUCUGGUCGAUUAGUCACUGUAGAUGUCAUUACUGAGUUAGGUCUGAAAAUACCCUUAAACAAGGAAAAUGUUUGGAAAUUUUUAACAUAGCAGCUAAACCUAGAUGGUCAUGGAAAACUUGGAAAGGUCAUGAAAAAAGUCAUGGAAUGAAUUGAUGUGCUGUAACAGAUAUGUUAGAAAAGUAAAAGCUGUACCCUUGGCAAAGAAAUUGUUGUCACACCACAACCCUACCCUCCUAAAAUGACCAGUGGCCCUGUUUGGCUAUGGUGGCUUUUGAAUAAUAAUUUAUUAUAAUGAUACUUUAUUCAAAUACAUAUGCAUAUAAACAUGAUACAUAUUUGAAAAGGUGGACCAAAAGGUUAUGUCUAUAAAAGGUUCCCUAACUGAACUUUUAAAAUGAAAAAAAAUACAUUGAAAAUCCUUAUUGUAGGUGCAAAAUGGUAUAUUAAGAAUGAUAUCUAAAGUGAAAAUAUGUACAAUUAAAAUAUGAGCUAUUAUGUCAAUAAAUUUUCAUCCACCUUUUUAAGCCUUUUUUUAAUUUGUUAAAACAUUAAUUUCAUCUGUAAAGAGGUGGUUUGGUAGAUUGUUCCGGGAAGGAGUACGUAAGGGAGUUAACUUAAGCUGAUUUCGUUUGCAUCUUGUAUAGAAGGUUGGCUCUAAUGUUUUUACUUGUACAAUACUCAAAGUAGUCAUUAAAGUCUAGACCAUAAUGCUGUCUUGUAGCAUUCCACUACAGACAGGUAUUCUCUUUGAUACAAGUGUGUUCCAGUUUAGCAAUUUACAUUGUUCUUUGUAUGACAUCAUGCGUGGUUUUUGAACGAGAGCAAUUCACUAUGUUCUUUGUUGCACUUUUUCGAUAUCCAACUUAUUAGAAGGAUAAUCAAAAUGUUUAUGUAAGGUGUCUUUAUCAUUGACAGUAAUAAUAAUGAUGAAUUAAAAGACUGAUAAAUGAUAUUAAUUUUGUUUGAUAACAUGUGUUCCUUAUUUGAUUUCCUUGAUUUUGGAAAAAAGUGUGAUUCAAUGAGGCUUUAAAUUUCAAAUAGGUAGACCUUUGGGCCUGUCUAAAGUGCAUCGAGGGGUCAAAGAGAGCCAGUCAUUUUCUUGUAAAAUAGAUUUUUCAUGGCACUUCAUAGGUGGUGAUUUUCAUGUUACAAUUUGUCAGUUCUUCCUUUCAACAGUUGACUUAGCAGUAAGUAGGUCCAUGAAUUGAUAAUUCAACCAAUUUGUGGUGUGCAUUUUACAAUAUAAUUUCUCACGGUUUGAGUUGAGGCAGGUGUCAUCAAAAAUACAGAUCACAUGCUAUGAAAGAUAUAUAUUUUAGUCUGAUGUUAAGUCCUCUCAAGCAAGUAAAUGUUCUUUUAGUCACUGCUAUAAUGUGCAGUGUGUUCACUUAGUGUGUUACUUAACAGUACAAUAUAUAUUUGAUUUAAAACAAGACCUUGACCUUGCUAAACAAAAAGCUCUUAAUUUAUUCAUCUUUUAGAUGUGAAUAUUUUAUUAGGAGUAUGACUUAUUCAUGAGUUUUGUCUGAAUUGGGACUGCAUUUUGCCAGCUUUUCUUCGUAGGAAUCAAAGAAACUGACCAAUUUCCCUUUUCAUAGGAAAUAUUUAGUUUGACUCUGAUUUUUAGCUAGGUAUUUUGUUUUGCAAAGCAAGGAAGUAUUUAUUAGCCUCGAAUUUUCUGUGGGCUUAAUAUUGACAACUGUUAUGCAUUUAUGAUAUUUGCAUGUUCAGAGUUGCAAGGUAUGCCCUCUUACCUGUUCAUUUUGUUAUCAGUUUCACUUUCUUCAAGUAUAAAUUGUUCCAAAUCGGAUCAUCAUCAAAAUGUUAAUGUUUUGUUUCUGAUGCAUCUAAAAUGCUUUCAAGUGAUUUCAGCUUAACUGGCCAUGUUUACGUUUCAUUGUCAAUUGCAUCUUACCUAAUUUCAAUGGUCCAUGUUUGAUUUUGAUUUUAUCAAAAAAACAAGGUAAAGUUGUUUUCGCUAGCUUGUUCCUAGAGUUUUUAAAAUUAUUGCCUUCUUGGAAAGUUUAACAUUUAAUUACAUUAAUUUUAUUUUGAAUAACAUUGUGUAUGCUUUAUGCUGUUUCUUUUUGCAAAUUAGAUGUGAGGUUUUGUUGACUUUCUGUGUAAUGUUGCAUGGAGAGUCUAAGCCACCACAAAAUAAAUUUGGCAAGAAAAAUCUCUGAUCUCAGCAUCUGUAAAACUGAUAAAACAGAGCCACUGGUAAAUUUUCACUUAGUUGCUUUCAUUUUCAUGGUUUCACCAUAGGGUUCUGUUUAUACUUUGAAAAGGUAAAACCACAUUGAACAGCAUAAUAAACACACAAAGCAGUGUACUAUAAAAAGAUUAUGCUUCAUUUUUUUGUUUGAAACAUAGGACAAGCCAAAAGUUGAACCAGGUUUAUUUAACCCCAAUAAAAGGAAAAGGCCUGAUAUUAAAGACAUUAUUUUCUGCUCUAGUCAUUUCAAUAAAAUUUUCUCAGUGUAAACUCUAACAUAACAAAUAACCCACAGCGAGGAACAUUUUUCCUAGUUGGUAAUGUGGGAAUUAUGCAAACCAUUUUUAAGUCCCUGAAAUGUAGUAAGUUUGUUUUUGUUUGGUUAUGUUCUUGUUUAUUAGAUUUACAUAUUUUGUCUGUUGUUUCUUCAGCCGAACUCCAGGCAGUAGACAGCCCUCUCCUACUACAAGUUCACAGCAACAGGAUGCUCAGCAGGCCACCCAAACUGCCCACACAACUCAGCCACCCAUGGGGCAGAUUAAGCCUAAUAUCUACAAACAGCCAGAUUCUAUUGAAGAUAUUGCACCUCCUGUGGCAUUGAUAGAUCCUCUUGAAAGUGUGCAUCUAGAACAGCUUCCAUUUGCGCAGCAGAGGGAGCCAGCUGUUGGCACUCCUACCAGUCCUUCAGACUUUGUAAUGGUGACAGGGGCAUCUCUGCCAAACAAUGUCAUUACAUCGCAGCAAAACCAAUCACUCCAGAUGUCCCAACAGCAUCAGAUUGCACUGGCAAUGGCUGCCCAACAGCAACAGCAGCAACAACAACAACAGCUGGGAUUACAAUCCAGUCUGCAAUCUACUGGUCUUGGUCAUCCAAAUCCUUAUUUCAUAACAGCUCAGCCAACGCAGGAUCCAUAUGGCAAUCCAUCUCUAGCUGCUGUAAGUGGGGGUGCCCCUCAAGUGGUCCAUCCUCAUCAGUACGCAGCAUACAGUGUCCAGCCAUGGGGGGUGUAUUCCACAACAGGUGCAACAAGUAGUGGAGGGUAUCUUCAGCAGCAGCAGCAACAACAGCAGCAACAACAACAGGCUCAACAUGCACAGCUUCUGCGAUCCAACUCUGGUGGCAUGGCGGGGCGUCCAAUGCAGGGGCAGAUGGAAAUUAUUGGAACACCCCCGUCACACCAGCAGCAUUCCAUGGCUGCUGCAGCUUCUCCUGGUACAAACUAUCAGCUGAUUGCACCACCUGGUGCAGCACCAUUAGGAUUAGGAACAACUGCAUACUACGAUCAGUCUGGAAACUUGGUGCUGGGUAAUGCACAGAAUGUGAACAACAUGGCCACAGCGCAGAUGGCUGCAGGGCAGAUGGGCACACUGAGGAUGGUUUCUCCAGUUGUGGUGAAUGCCCAGAAUGCUGGUGCUAGCUCAGUGGCUGCAGGUAGAAUGGGAAGUGCCAGCUCAAUGGGUGGGGCUUCCAGCAUAGGCUUGUUUGGACAGCAAACUCAGCAGCAGCCACAGUUAAAUAGUAGUGCCUUAGGAAUGCUUGGUAAUGUUGUAGGAGGAUCUUCUGGUGUUGGCGCUGUGGGGACCAUCCCUGGGGGAGGAGCGACAAGACGAGAAUCAAUGAAUGCUACGGACUAUGGUAAGAGAGCAGGUAUUGCACAAUACUAUGCAACCCCUAGUGGAAUGAGCAGCCUUGCCAGUUUAUCUAUCUCAGCACAGCCCUCUUACAAUGCCCCGCAAGAACUUCCAACCCCUCCUCUUCUCUCACAAGGGCAGUCUCCCUUUGGUAGUCAGUCUGGUUACGGAGGGCAGUCAGGAUUCACUGUAGGCAGUCCUAUCUCAAAUGGUCUCUCGCGCUACAUGCAGCUUGCUGCUGCUCCUCGGGAGUCUACCAAGUACCAGGGGUCUCUAGGCGGCUUCAGUGGGAUGCAGUUUGGUGCAUCUGCCUUAGGUGGAAGUAGCUUAAGAGGUUCCAGAGGCAAAGAAACUGGUAGAAGCAGGCUGUUGGAAGACUUCCGCAAUAACCGCUACCCUAACAUUCAGUUACGUGACCUGGCCAAUCACAUUGUAGAGUUCUCUCAAGAUCAACAUGGCUCGAGGUUUAUUCAGCAGAAGCUUGAGCGGGCCUCUCCUAAUGAAAAGCAGAUGGUCUUUCAUGAAAUCCUCCCAGCUGCUUACAGCUUGAUGACAGAUGUAUUUGGAAAUUAUGUGAUACAGAAGUUCUUUGAGUUUGGUAGUCCUGAGCAGAAGCAUCUUCUUGCCAACUGCAUCCGUGGUCAUGUGUUACCACUUGCCUUGCAAAUGUAUGGAUGUCGUGUGAUACAGAAGGCACUCGAGUGUAUUUCUCCUGACGUUCAGGUAAGGGAUAACUUGUUUCACUGUCCAAGAGUGAUCAACAUCAAUUUUCUCCCAACAGUAGUAAUACAUUGUGAAGAGAAUAAUUGACAAUUAUUGGACGAGGUUAAGCAAAAUAUCGUGAUUUGUCUGUGCCAAGCAGAUCAAUUAUUUGCCAAAGCCAAAGGCUGAGGCAAAUUUGACACUGACAAAUCACGAUAUUUUGCAAUAACCGAGUUCAAUAAUCGUUUUAUCAUUCACCGAACACUGAGUUUGUUUUUUUUUAAAGAAUAUCCUGGGUAGUGAAGGGAUCUGCCAUUUUCACGCAAGAGCGAUUGCAAGAAGGAGAAAAGCACGGUUUCCUUUACGCAUGAGCAGAAUAUUAUUUGCACUAACCAAACACAGUUGGACGGCAUUGCACAUGAGCAGACCAUUAUUUGUAGGCAGUUAUUUGCAGGUCACAUGGUGGGCUUUUGGCCAAUGAAAAGGAAGAAAAAUUUGCAUGGAAUGAUAAUUCUAAUUAUUGGUUGUGAGAAAUAUAAAAUGAUCAACUUGGUUACAGAAAAUGACCUUUACGAAACGGUGAUGUAGGAGCUGCUUGGAAGGUCUUCCUGAUUCUUUUUUUAAACAAUGGUAAUUCGUUGUUUACCAUUGUUUUCCUGGUGGGUAGCAAACGAAUUCCUUAGGAAAUGUAUGAAUGUCAGUAUGGUGAAUUGGGGCUUAAUGGAGAUCAAUCUAGAGAACUAUGGUUUGUACAAUCUUGGAAAGGUCUUAAAUUUUACUAGUCGUCAUGAAAAGUCCUUAAAUUCGGUCAAAAGUACUUGAUUUCUUUAUUAGGUCUUACAAAAGUCCUUGAAAUUCACAACCUUGGGCACACCAGACAACCUUUUUCUGUAGAAUGAGAUUAUUUUGCCUAGGCAAAUUUGGCUUAUCCUUAGUGUAAGAACCUGUAAAACUCACGGGUAAUGUAAAAACAAUUUUUGUCCAUGAACAAUAUUUUGUUUCCAUUUUUUUUAUUUCAAAUGCUAUUUCUAUACCUCAUAUGCAAUUGCAAGUCAUACCCAGUCAUUUUGCAGAAAGUCAUAUAAGUUAACGUGAUCAAUGAUGGCCGAUGACGUAAAAAUUGUAAAUGACUCCAUGAUGUGUUUUAGCCAAUAAGGGUGACCAAAGGGGGGUUAAAGAAUGCUGAUUUAUCAAAUAAAUCUUAGGUAUUGGGGCAUAAAUUAAAGGGUUAAAUGAAAGUACUGCGAGACAGGUUAUGCAGUUUUUUUGUCCUAAGGCUAGAAGGAUAACUUUUAAUAACCUUAGUGUGGACAACUCUGCUAUGAUGUUCUUUCUUCAGUAACUGUAUCUGUUUUGAAACAGAGGGGUCAUUGUUCUUGUUUUGGUUUAAUUUUAGAAUGACCUGGUGAGGGAGCUGGAUGGACAUGUGCUGAAGUGUGUCAAGGAUCAAAAUGGAAAUCAUGUCGUACAAAAAUGCAUUGAAUGUGUAGACCCAUCGUCACUUCAGUUUAUUAUUGGAGCAUUUCAAGCACAGGUAAUGGGCAGCAAAGUAUAGUUUACUGUGAAAUUUACUGAAAUCACUGCAACUACGACAACAUUAGCAGCUUCAAUAGCUCAUAAAACCUCUUUGUAUAACCAUGUCUCGUAAGUGGGCACCUCCCAUAAACGACCACUUAUCAAAAACACCAAAAUUUUCCCAGUCAAAGCCCUCUAAUAGAAACCUCCCAUAAACGAACACUUCUCUAAGCAACGCCGACUACUAGUUGGCUUGACAGUUUUAUAGUAUUGCAAUGUUUUUAACCUCUUGUACUUGGGGCAUGGUGUAAUCUCUUUGUUCACUCUAUCUACUAUACCAGUCAGAGUAUACAACGAACUUUUAGUAACAACAUGAAACUACAUGUAAACGUACCUGAAAAAUUGCAUGCAAAACGUUGUCUGCUAAAAAGUAAACAUGUCAGGACUUAUUCUUGGAAGAGACUUCCUGUGGUUCAGGUUUAGUAAGCAACCAAUAUCUUUGGAUUUUGGGUGGUCACUUACAGGGGUUUGACUGUAUUGUGAUAUAAUGAUUUCAACCCUCAACACCCAGUCACAGAAUGGUAUUAAUAAAAUAUUAGUAGAUUCUGUUACCAUUAUAUGUGUAACUUGUAAAGUUUAUCUUGAUCUUGUGUUUUCAGGUCUAUGCCCUCUCAACUCAUCCUUAUGGCUGCCGUGUGAUUCAGCGUAUCCUUGAACACUGUAUGCCAGAGCAGACAAGUCCUAUCCUGGAUGAAUUACACCAGCAUACUGAGAGACUAGUACAAGAUCAAUAUGGCAACUAUGUGAUUCAGCAUGUGCUGGAGCAUGGCACACCAGAGGACAAGAGCAAGAUUGUUCAUGAGCUUAGAGGGAACAUACUAAUUUUUAGCCAGCAUAAAUUUGCAAGGUAAUAUUUCCUAGCAAAUAAAAAAAUGUAGAAAAUUGUUGUUAGCCAUUUUCAAGAAAUGCUUUCCUAACAGUAAGAUGGUCCAUUCAGUUGAAACAGUGGUGAUCUAUCCCCUUGCAGACUUCUUAGACUGUGAAAUAUGAAGGUUCGGAUAUGCAAUAAAUAGCCAAUCUGUUACCUUGUCAUAGCCAGAGAAAUAGACUACAGUGCAACUUUUGAAUACAUUCUUUUUCUCUCGCGGUACAGCACCUCAACACUUUAUGUGGGGGUUCUGCGGUGAUUUUUGAAAUGCACAGUGCCUGUGCUGUGUCAUGUAGUCAUAGAUGUGUAUAGUCAUCAUAGGCAAGAUAUUUUGGUUGGACUGUCUUGUAAUAGCUUAACAACAUUGCAGUCACCUGGCUCCUUUGUGGAAGACCCAUUAAUAUUAAUCUGUACUUUUCCUUUCAGUAAUGUUGUGGAAAAAUGUGUGACUCAUGCCUCACGUGCUGAACGAGCUAUGCUCAUUGACGAAGUUUGCGGCAGCAGUGAUAGGUAAGAACCAAAGUCUAUAGUGCAUUUGAUUUAUUUAUUUAUUUGUCAAUGUCUUUUAUUUUUAUUGCAUAACUUUGAUAGCAUUUGCUUUACACAACAUUGUUAGUUUAGUUUUUGGCAACCUCCAAAAGUUGUUGUCACAUGUGCCCAUAAAACAUGUUCUUUUGUAAUUUCUGUACUUUUGAACCCUGUAUUAUGCAGACGUCAUGUCAAAAUUCAACAGAAAUUGCCCAUUUUCUGUUAAGUGAUGGAAAACAAAUAGUACAAUGUUAAAGUACUGAAAAGAAGUUCCAAGUUAAUGGUUACUUGAUAGGAUUUUGUCCACAGAUUAAAAAAUUAGAACUACCGUACAAGACCAUCUUUCAUUUAAGGAGUGAAGAGGUUAAGUGGACACAAGGCACAAGUGUUUAGUUAUGUUUCUCUUUUGUAUCUCCUGAGCAGUGCCUUAUACACCAUGAUGAAAGAUCAGUUUGCUAAUUACGUCAUCCAGAAGAUGAUUGACGUGGCAGAACCUCCUCAGCGAAAAUUACUGAUGCACAGGAUUAGACCACAUGUGCCAACACUCCGCAAGUACACUUAUGGCAAACACAUUCUGGCCAAGUUAGAGAAGUAUUAUAUGACCAUGAAACCAACACCCGAGUUUCUACCUCUUACAAAUGGCCCGUUACUGUAGUAGCUGUCCUGUCCGGUCUUUUGGCAAGAUCUUAAGUGGUUUAACUUGAGUAAUCCCAAGUUAAAACCUUUGGGAAGUUAAUUUUUGGUUUGUGAAGCUUGUGGGCAGCUUUUUCAAUACAUAAUUUAGUUUUGAAAGAGUACUUUUCCUUGACUGAUGCAUUGCUUUGUGAAUGCAUGUCUGCAAGAUUAUAAUACUAUGUGUCAUCAUAAUCUUUUAAAGGGUUCAGUUGAUUUAAAAUUUAAUUAGUACGAUUUAUAAUCCUGUGCUAGAUUUGAAAUCUUAACUGUUUUUUGAUGACAAGUUAUUAUUAAGUUAUUUGUUAAAUCUGUUUUGAUCCAUUUUGAAUUAUGGUGGGUUCCCUUUGAACACAUGCCUUGCAUCCUUGAUGUUAAUAGUAUCAAACUAUUUUAAUUCUUGAUCACCAUUCAUAUUGUUAACUUUCAUCUCCUACCUCAGUGUUGCUUUCAUUUUUAAGGCAAUCAAAGUUCUUUGGCAUGCCAACUCUAAUAAAUAUUAUUGAUGAAAUGUAUUUUAAAAUGUGCAGUAGGAAGUAAAAGCUAGGGAGCAUAGGGUUAUAACAUCAGUAAACGGGCUAGGUCAACUGUCCUUUCUUUUUUUCAUUAUAAUUUAUCUUUCUGAAAUAGCAUAACAUUAUUGGUGACUAAAAAAUGUACAUGUUGCAGCUUGUCUAGAUCACAGGAGUACAUCCACAGUUUAAGCGUUUAGGGCUUUAUGCCUUCCUAUAAAUAAUAGUUUCAAGGAUCAAAAGGGUUGAACCUAAUUUCUGCAACCCUCUAUCUGCGACCAUUUUGGUCGCCAUGGUUCCUAAAAUUUUGGAGCUGGCAACUUGAUCUGUGAAAAAGUCUCCCUAAACCAAAACAGUUGGUUGCCAACUGGUGACCGAGCAAAAACUUUAACUUGGAGGGUUGUUCUGUGUGGCAUAAAAUAUCCUUGCUUUCUGAGACUGUUGCGUUUGCAUGUUUACUCUAUUCUAGUUUCCAUUUUCAUGAGUUUUUCUCUGAAUAUCUCUAGACAAAGCAGCAUCAUAAGUCAACCAGCAAAACGUUUUAUUGAUCUAGCCCUGAUAGAAGUAAAUCUAUCUCCUAAUUUUAUUUUUCAGUGAUCUUUUACGAUUCUUAUAUAGGUAACUGUUCGUAUCAUUGUUUGCUAUUCAAAUCAUUUUCCUCAAUAUUGUUAUUGUGUACUAAGUUAUUGUGAGUUGUAUGUUUUAAGCAGUGGAGGUCUUACUUCUACAGUAGUUCUACCAGUGUCGUUCUUAAUUAGAGGUAGAAAUUUUUGAUAGAUCUGUUGCACAUACUCAAAGUGAACAAAGUGUAAACAAUUUGCAGAAUAUUAUAGUCAUGAUCAAGCAUAUUAUAAAAAUAAGCCAAGCCAUUUAUCCUUUUUUCUUAUGAUCCUAUAUGGGUUUUUAGGAUAUGUUAAUCAAUUUAAUAUCGUUGUAAUAUUAAUACAGUGGAUGCUUUAUUAUGAAACAAGAGCCUUCGAGAAAAUUGAAAUUGUUUAUAUUAAUUAAUGUACAAUUGUACCAUACAUGCAGGAAUCUAACUUAAAACUAUUAUCCUAUUGUAAAUUGUUUUCGUACUGAAUUAAGUCGAAGAACCUUGACUCCAUUACUUGCAGGAGACUCUGAACUUAUUAUUGUACGGGCAUGCUCAACCAAACUGUCUCUUUCUUAGCAGUUCAGUUGUUAAAUAUUCACGUAACUAACAGGAAAGUGUCUUAAGACAUAGAGAAUAACAAUAAUUGUUGAAGUUCAAAAUCGAUGGAAGUGGAUUCUUUGUCGGUGCAGCUUAUUUGAAAUCAGAAAUUUUCCAUCCAUACCAAAUUCGGCACAGCACGCAAAGCAGUUUGGAUAAACAUUGCCCAGUAAAAUAAUUUGUUCUUCUUGUUUAUUAUCACUUUUAAUUUUUAGCGAACUACAAACUCUUAUCAUUCUAUUAUCAACCAGGUUGCUUAUUAUUGUAGCGGUUUUCAUUUGAAUGUCACCGGAAGGGAGUGUUCUUGUAGCUGGUAAAUAAGUGAUCAAAGGCAAGUUAAAAUAACUUAAAAGUGGGUAGGUCGUCUAUAGGUCGUUUAGUACGAGCUGCAAACUCAUGUCAGUCUCGUUAACCAAGUUUCGACUAUGAAAACGACAAAAAUGAUGACGAGUACUUUCAUACAAUUCAAGAUAGACAUGAAAUAAAUUGAUUCUAUAUUUCAGAUUUGACUUAACAUAAUCCGUUUUAAUCCUCUUCAUUUGUUUUCGUUUCUCCCCCUUUGGCUUUACGUUAUUUGGUUCGUGUUCCUGUAGAGCUGGAAGUGGUUAUUUUUGUUAUUUUGUUGUUAUUUAUUGAUUUUUUUUUAGGGGGGGGCGGGGGUGAGCAGAUUAAGUUCUGUUGCAACAUGAAAGGUAAAGUUUUGUUUCCCAAUUCCUUGUUUUACGCGAGUUUUUCUGCCAGUUAAAUUAUUGACUCUUAAUUUAAAGCUAUGCUAUUAUGAGUAUAUUAGGACCAAUUUAAUAAACUGGAAGGUUCCUGCGUCAUAUUAUGAUAGCCACAAGUGAAGCAAAAGUGCCAUGAAAAUACUGCAGGGAAAGAUUGAGCUUGUGAACUAGUGUUUAAUUAAUGGGCGUGCUUAUAUCUACAAUUGUCAUAAUAUUUUUAAAUCUCCCCGACAAAUUACAAGUUCUGCCCUUGAUAAGUAUUGUUAAAUAGUUUAAUCAUGUGUAAUAAGCGCCCAAGUUUCUAGGUUUUGUACGUAUGUUGUGCCAUAGUGAAACUACCUGAAUGAUCGAAGGUUCUAUACAUAUAAGAAAUUUAAGCUAUGUAAAGUGAUGAUUUUCAACUCAAGUAUAUGUACACCUUUGGCCUGUCUGUAACAAACUUCCUGUACAUUUUGUACAUUUGUAAAUGGCCAUCAGCAAAUACAUUAUAUUGCUUUUUAACUGACAUUCUGUAUAGAGAGACCCUGAACAAAACGUAAUAUUAACUUGUUAUAAACUAUAACCAGGAGUACAAGUCUCUAAUGCAAUAUGUUGCAGCCGUCUUGUUUCAGAAAUCCGACGAUGAGCCCCCUUGUCAAAGAUUCAACCCGAUUGAACUCGGAAAAAUUCGAUUAAAAAUCGUAUUUCGUCAGCUAUCUUCGCUUUUGUCAAAUUGGCUCAUUCUGUGUUGCGAUCUGUGAUCUCGGGUCUUUUAAGUGAUAGUCGACUUUCACGCCACGGGAAGAGCACUUGUACUU